Molecule: messenger RNA, 1383 nt
Organism: Microcebus murinus (gray mouse lemur)
Lineage: Eukaryota; Metazoa; Chordata; Mammalia; Primates; Cheirogaleidae
Source: RefSeq, a predicted model, not a curated record
GGGACGGCCGAGCGUGACCGUGACCGUGACCGCGACCGCUCCGGCUGGCCAGCAGAAACGCCGCUGAGGUCCUGGGGGAGCAAAAAUAUCUCCACAGUGUAUUGACCUGGAGCACUCGGUAGCCGUGCGACCUUCUCGAGGCUCUUUUAUUUCUUCUUCUUUAAAAAAAAAAAUCAUCUUUGGCUAUUUCUUCUUUUGCAGUCAGAUAGAAACAUCUAGAAAAAAAAAAAAAAACAACCCAUGAUGUCAGAGCACAGCAGGAAUCCGGACGGAGAAGAAGCGGUUCCUGGCGAGGAGAUUGACGAAGAUGAGAUCCUGGCCAGCCUGUCCCCCGAGGAGCUGAGGGAGCUGCAGUCGGAAAUGGAAGUCAUGGCUCCUGACCCCGGCCUUCCCGCGGGAAUGGUCCAGAAGGACCAGACGGACAGGCCGCCCACGGGGAGCUUCGACCACAGAUCUCUGGUGGACUGUAUGUACUGGGAAAAGGCGUCCAGGCGGAUGCUGGAGGACGAGCGGGUCCCUGUCACCUUCGUGACGGCCGAGGAGAUCGCCCGGGAGCAGCAAGGAGAAACGCACAAGGGCAACAAGAACACGUUUCAGUUUUUGAAACAGAAGCUCAACGAUGAGACAGCUGCCAGCAAGAGAGAGUCACGGGGCAGCGACGGCGUCCGGGAAACGGAUGAUGAAGGAGGAGAAGAUGAGGAAGAAGAAGAUGAUGGAGGAGGAGAGGAUGACGGCGAAGAGGGUGAUGGAAAGCAAAGGGCAGAGGAGGGUGAAGCGAAGGAGCAAAGCGGGAACUGCGAGAACAGCCGCCGAGACCCGGGGGCGGCCACCGGGGCGUCCAGGCCGCAGAGAGACGGGCCAGGGGGCCGGGAGGGAAAGGUCUCGAAGCUGGACCCCCAGAGGCUGGCCCUGGACGCGGGCUUCCUGCGGGCGGGCGGGGGGCCCGCGGGCGGCCGCGCGGACCUGGACGGGAGCCUGCGGCGCGUGCGGGCCGACGACCCGGGGCUGCGGGAGCUCAACCUCAACAACAUGGAGAACGUGCCCAGGCAGGCGCUGCUGGACCUGGUGGGCGCCCUGCGCAGGAACAGGCACGUGCGGGCGCUGAGCCUGGCCAACGUGGGCGCGGACGACGCGGUGGCCUUCGCCGUGGCCCACAUGCUGCGGGAGAACCGCAGCCUGGCCUCGCUCAACCUGGAGUCCAACCGCAUCGGCGGCCGCGGGCUGGUGGCCGUGGUGCGCUGCCUGCAGUUCAACGAGACGCUCACCGAGCUGCGCUUCCACAACCAGCGGCACCUGCUGGGCCAGCAGGCCGAGGCCGUCCUAAAGGCAGACGUCAGGGGGUCUCAGUGCCAGCUCUGUGCGGCUGGAAUGGUGUUAUUUUGA